GUACGUAUCUCCCCUGUUGCUGCGACACGUACAGAUGAGGUCGUCCACGACGCGUUCACGACCAUGUGACCAAACAUCCAAGUCAUGUGUUUCGAGAUCUCUUUGUCCCUGCUUGCCAACACUCUCACCGCACCAAAAAUGUCGAAGCGACCCGCCUCACCCACCUCGGCGCCAGGCGCGCUCAUCAAGCGCUCCCGCGCGUCUCCAGUGCCCGAAAACCAAAUUGCCAUCUCGACUGGCCCGGAUGGGAAGGGCAAGAGCUUGAUGCGUGCGGUGCAGCGGACGAGUAACCUCGAGGCUCCCAUCGUGAGCUUGGCGGGAGCGCAUUCGGGUGAGAUACUCAGUUGUCGGUUUGACCCGACGGGGCAGAACAUCGCGGCGUGCUCGACAGAUCGGAGUGUCUCCCUUUGGCGCACCUAUCCACCGAACAACAACUACGGUCUGCUCACCGCGCUUGCCAAAGCUCCCAUCACGGACCUGCAGUGGUCCCUCACGUCACCCGCCAUCUACACGGUGUCCGCAGACCACACACUCGUCGCGACAGACGUAACGACGGGCCAGCGCCUGCGAAAGAUCCGCGCGCACAAGGAGAUCGUGAACAGCGUCGACCGCGUCGUCGCGGGGUCCGGCGCCGAGCUCGUCGUCACCGGCUCGGAUGACGGUGUGGUGCGCGUGUGGGACGCGGACGCGGAGGGUGCGGGUGGGCGCACACCGGUCGUCGAGUUCGAGGUCGGGUGCCCGGUCACAGCGGUGUGCUGGAGCCCAGACGGCGCGAGUGUGUAUGCGGCAGCUCUGGACAACGAGAUCCAUAUCUACGACGUCCGAAAAGGCGCGCAGUUGUCCACCCUGUCGGGCCACACCGACACGCCCACAUCGCUAUCGAUAUCCCCGAACGGGAACUUCCUCCUCUCGCCCUCGCUCUCGAGCCAGACCAUCAUCCAUGAUAUCCGCCCAUUCGCGCCCUCGCCCACCCGCGUGCACCGUGUGCUGACGGGUGCCCCUGCCGGUUUCGAGAACACGCUGCUGAAGGGCGCGUGGAGCAAGCACGAGGCAGGGAACAAGGGCCUGCAGGUCGCUGUGGGGGGCGCAGACCGGAUGGUGUGCGUUUGGGAGGUCGAGAGUGGGCGCGUGUUGUACAAGCUGCCAGGGCAUAAGGGCACGGUUGUUGGUGUCGAUUGGCACCCUCUGGAACCGAUCUUGUUGACAGGCAGCAAGGACGGGACGAUGCUGCUUGGGGAGCUGGAGCCUGGAGUUGGGGUUUGACACGUGUAUGUACAGAUGUUGUUCUCUGCUAUCGACUGCUGCCCUUGAGUGCAUGUGCAAAACUUGUGCUGAAGGAUCCCAGCAUUCCUUCAAAGGAGGAUCAUUGUCAGUGAAGGGCGUCUCUCGUAUUCUUACUGGUAAAUCACUUUCUGGAUGCUGGCGUAAAUGACUGAACUGCACAACGGUGCACCAACAAGCUGAAUCGGCGGGCAGAUACGCG
This is a messenger RNA of Mycena citricolor, 1483 nucleotides long. Lineage: Eukaryota; Fungi; Basidiomycota; Agaricomycetes; Agaricales; Mycenaceae. The record is from the annotation of a GenBank genome assembly.